Molecule: messenger RNA, 2470 nt
Organism: Hyla sarda
Lineage: Eukaryota; Metazoa; Chordata; Amphibia; Anura; Hylidae
Gene: BEST1
Product: bestrophin 1
Exons: 10
Coding region: 243-2243 (666 amino acids)
Molecular function (GO): chloride channel activity
Source: RefSeq, a predicted model, not a curated record
GUUGAACCAGGGAAAACAGUGCCAGGAGCUGCGCGCACACUAAGCCCACAACUGUGCGCGGAACUGUGGGAUGGGGGUGGUUAGUAAUAGGGACAACAAAGUGAACACUGUAAGAACGGAUUAUGGGAUCAUAGGACCACAGAACAGAUUUGGUUAUUUUUGCUGCAGAUCUUAAUGGGUGAAGACAGGAACAAGUAGGACAUAAAGUCUGAUUGGUGACCGAUGUAGGAGCACCUGUACACAUGACGGUCACAUACAGUAAUCGUGUGGCAGAUGCCAAGCUGGGGACCUUCUCCAGGUUGCUACUCCGAUGGCGAGGCAGUAUCUACAAAUUACUCUACCGGGAGUUCCUUAUCUUUGUUGGCUUCUACUUUAUCAUCAGCAUCACCUACAGGCUCCUUCUUAAUGAGCAGCAGAGGAUUUACUUUGAGAAGCUAGCCCUGUACUGCGACAACUAUGCAGAGCUGAUCCCGGUAUCAUUUGUCCUAGGUUUCUAUGUGACUUUGGUAGUCUCCCGUUGGUGGGCCCAGUAUGAGAGUGUCCCCUGGUUAGACCGCCUCAUGUGCUUGGUGUCCAGCAAUUUACAUGGCACAGAUGAACGAGGGAAGAUGAUGCGACGAACACUUAUGCGCUAUGCCAGUCUUGCUGGAGUUCUUAUCCUACGCUCAGUUAGUACUGCUGUUUAUAAGAGAUUCCCCACUCUGCAGCAUGUUGUGAAUGCCGGCUUUAUGACACCGGCUGAACAUAUGAAAUUUGAUGCUAUUUCUUCUCCUCACAACAAAUUCUGGAUUCCUUGUGUAUGGUUUGCUAACCUAGCAGUAACAGCCAGGACAGAGGGGAGAAUACGUGACAGUGUUGUGCUGACGCUCAUUCUCAGAGAGCUGAACUCUCUGCGCACACAGUGUGGAAGGUUGUUUGGAUAUGACUGGAUCAGCAUUCCUCUGGUCUAUACUCAGGUGGUCACAGUGGCUGUAUACAGCUUUUUUCUGGCUUGCCUCAUUGGCCGUCAGUUCCUGGACCCUCAGAGAGGAUACCCCGGACAUGAUCUAGACCUCUACGUUCCAGUAUUUACUCUCUUACAAUUCUUUUUUUAUGCUGGCUGGUUAAAGGUCGCUGAACAGUUAAUUAACCCCUUCGGACAAGAUGACGAUGACUUUGAGGCCAAUUGGCUGAUUGACAGAAACUUUCAGGUGUCUUUGUUAGCAGUGGAUGAAAUGCACCAAAAUCUUCCUCCACUAGAAAAAGAUAUUUAUUGGAAUGAUUCCGAUCCUCAGCCUCCGUACACUGCUUCUACAGUAGAGACUCGGAGACCAUCAUUUAUGGGUUCUGCCUUUGAUAUAAGUUUGCAGAAAGAGGAUUUGGAGUUUCCUCCUCUUGAGCAGAUAAAUGAGAAUGAAGAAGCCAACCACUCGACCCCAUUAAUCGGUCCCCUUGGGCGUCUACUGGGGGUACACUCUCCAAGUCCACCUCGUUCCAACUCACGACUGAGCUUGUUGAUGAGAAGACGGAGCGGAAUUCCACCAGGACUCCCCCAUUUUACCCACCGAGAUAUGGGAAACAAGGCUGGAGAUGCCCUACGUGACCUAAAUGUUUUCAUGUCCACCCCUUUUUACGAGAGGCCAGGAUUUUAUAGUGCACCUCAAACACCACUUAAUGGUGGUCCAACAUACUGUCCUCGAUUCCCUGCCCAUGGAACCCCAAACCUAUGUCACACACAAAGAAGCAAGACAAUGGGGACAUCUAAUGAUAGUGCAGAAGAGACAACCAGCUUAUCUCCAGGAUCUAAAGAGUGCUUUGUGUGGCCACUAGGAAGCAUGGAGGAACAAGAAGAAGCUACAGAUAGAGUUGAAAGUACUCUCUCACUGCGAGCACCUGAUCAACCUGUGCAGAGUCCUAGGCAGAUACCUAGAAGGUUACCAAGAGCCCAGCGCAUUUCGGCAUUACUCCAAGGAAACCAGUCCCUGGCUUCACCUGAUGCUGUACACACCCCAGGGCACAAGACAUCACACCCUAUCUUUUCAUUCUCUCCUAUGAACUCCCCAAAUUUGCAACGGGCAGCUUCCAGAGCCUCUCAUGGGCAGCCGGAUGUAAACUGCGAAGAAUUAAGCAAAGAACAAAAUGGAUCUCAUUGCUCUUCUCCGAAAGACUCUGGCAUUAGUCUAACUGAGGCGGACUUUACACAGCUUAUGGAAGUUAUCAUGGAGGCUGGGGAGCCAUGUCAGCAAGAAGGAAAGAGCGGAUAAGUCAAGUAUAUCGAGCUAGAAACCUAGCAGCCUGCAGAUAUAUGAAACGUAGUCGGGAGGCUUCACUACAGUGAGUACAUUUGGGAGAAGAUGACGCUCUAGCUCCAGUCAUCAGCCACGUAGCCUGUUCAUCAGCUUUUUACAAAACAUCAAGAAUGGAAUUAUGUAAUGACUUCCUAUGAAAGUCUUUAACCCUUUUAUACCCUGAAGGUGCAAAUAACAUUGUA